ACAAUUUGCGCCACAGCAUCCUGUUGAAUAUCCUCUGGUUCCUCCUCCUCCUCCUCAUUUCCGUUCCCUAUUUCCUCCUCUUUUCCUACUUUCUCCUCAUGACACGCGACGACGGCGAUUGAUUCACUAUCCUUCCGAUAUCAUCAACUACCUCACCAGGAGACGCGCCCAGACCACCCACCAUCCCCCGGCCAGCAAUAACCUCCUCGUUUCUGCCUUGCGCGAACUGUCGCACGAUGUCGGACAAAUACUCGCCGCCGCCCGCGUCCCCGGACGAGAAGAAGGUUGCCCAGUCGAGCCCUGUCGACCUUGAGGCUGGCAAAUCGUCUGGACUCGCUCGAUGGUUCGGAGGCCCAAGGGUCUUUGUCGGCCCAAGAAUCAGCCCAGUGCUGUCGUCGCUGCAGAGCAACUAUGCCUCGGAUAGCGACGAGAGCAGCAGCGCCAUCCUGCACAAGCAGAAGGAAGCUGAGGCCAAUCAUGCCAUCCAAUAUCGUACAUGCAGCUGGAAGAAGACUGCCGCCUUGCUCUUCUCCGAGUACAUUUGUCUGGCAAUCAUGAGUUUCCCUUGGUCUUAUAGCGUAUUAGGACUGGUACCGGGACUGAUCUUGACCGUCGUCGUUGCCAUGCUUGUGCAGUAUACAUCCCUCAUUACGUGGGAAUUCUGUCUACGCCACCCUGAAGUUCGGGAUGUGUGUGACGUCGGUGAGAUGAUCUUCUUUAAUCAGAGGUGGGCAUGGUGGUUCAGCGCCGUCAUGUUCCUCUUGAACAAUACCUUCAUCCAGGGUCUCCACGUCCUUGUCGGUGCCAAGUACCUCAACACAAUGACAGCUUCCGACAACGACAUCAACUGCCGUACCGUCAGCUUUUCAGUGCUCAUGUUCCUGGUGUGCUGGGUCUGCUCGCUGCCUCGAACUUUCGACGCUCUGGCCAAGCUGGGCGCAGCAUCUGCGCUCUUUACGUUCAUCUCAGUCCUCCUCGCCACAAUCUUCGCCGGUGUUCAGGAUCAUCCGGCCGGCUACUCUGCUGAGCUGGGAAAUCCUGUGGUGCUGGCUGUUCCAGCCGCCGGCACGACCUUUGUGGCCGGUCUCAGUGCAUUCCUCAACAUUAGCUACACGUUCAUCGGUCAGAUUACGCUGCCCAGUUUCAUUGCGGAGAUGGAAGAUCCAAGGGAUUUCCCAAAGGCUCUGUGGCUAUGCACUAUCGGAGAGAUCAUCGUUUUCAGCCUCGUUGGGGCCAUUGUGUAUGCUUAUGUCGGAACCAACUACAUAACCGCCCCCGCAUUUGGCUCCCUACAGCCCGUCUUCAAGAAGGUCGCUUUCUCCUUCAUGAUCCCGACACUCAUCUUUCUCGGUGUCUUGUACGCAUCUGUCUCGGCACGUUUGGUGUUCUUCCGAAUUUUCAAGGACUCGAAGCACAAGAACGAGCACACCAUCAUUGGAUGGGCCUCCUGGGCAGCCAUUCUUCUCGCCACUUGGGUUGUUGCCUUCAUCAUCUCGCAGGUCAUCCCUUUCUUUUCUGACCUCCUCUCCCUCAUGUCUGCCCUCUUUGAUAGCUUUUUUGGCUUCAUCUUCUGGGGUGUUGCCUACUUCCGCAUGCGCAAUGCCGACGGCGGCUGGACUUUUAUCAAGUCACAAGGAUUCUGGGGCUAUGCCGAAGCAGCGCUGAACGUACUCAUCAUCAUCAUCGGCAUCUUCUUCGUCGGACCGGGAACCUACGCCAGCGUUGAGAGCAUCAUCAUCGAUUUUGACCCCUCGUCAGGCUCGGUCUUCACAUGCGCCACGAAUGGCCUGUGAGUGAGGCGCUCGAGGUUGCGGCAUCCUGAUAUCACAUCAGUGAUGAACAGGAUUUGAUUCCUAGCGACCGAUGGCACGACGGGAAUAUUGAUUUGAGUUGACGACAGGAUAAACCGGUAUACCCCUG
This is a messenger RNA of Cryphonectria parasitica EP155, 1920 nucleotides long. RefSeq lists its product as uncharacterized. Gene Ontology annotation, cellular component: vacuolar membrane. The transcript has 9 exons. Lineage: Eukaryota; Fungi; Ascomycota; Sordariomycetes; Diaporthales; Cryphonectriaceae. Gene Ontology annotation, biological process: amino acid transmembrane transport. Gene Ontology annotation, molecular function: amino acid transmembrane transporter activity. The record is from RefSeq and is a predicted model, not a curated record. Bases 237 to 1793 code for a protein of 518 amino acids.